CCCGACUGUGACGCCCAGCCAUUGGCAACCCCACUUCCAAGCUUUGCUACAUUCGGGUACGUACCUCGAACCUUCAGCAACUUGCAACUGAACCUCAUCCUCGAUUUGAUUAUCCAUUGUCAUCCAUCACCUAAUCUCCAGCACAUACUUCCAUCAUACUUUCAACGAGAAAUGCCCUCAGAAUCAACUCCUCUACUCCACAAUCUCCUCCCCCAACAUGUAGAGCCAGAUGGUGAGAGUGGCCGUACGGGGUUCCACCCUUCGCAUUUCCUGCAAGUUUCAUGGAACAGUGGCUCCAACGCAGCAAAAUAUGUCAACGUGCUAUGGCCCUUUGUUCCCGUAGCCAUCAUCUUACACUUUGUCCUGCCGACCCAUCCUCUCCUCAUCUUCGGCUUCAGCUACGUUGCCAUGGUGCCCGUAGCCAACCUCCUCGGCUUCGCAGGCCAGGAAUUCGCAAGGAAAAUGCCAAAAGUCUCCGGAAUCCUCAUCGAAACUGCAUUUGGCAGUAUUGUUGAGAUCAUCCUUUUUUUGAUCUUGCUCGCAAAGCACGAAUCGGAGAGCGCCGGGGGAUCAUCCGAACACGGCAAUCUCAUCCCCGUCAUCCAAGCCGCGAUCCUGGGCUCGAUUCUAACGAAUUUACUUCUUUGUUUGGGCGCAUGUUUCUUCGUCGGUGGUUUUCGACAGGCGAGGCAAAAGUUCCAUGCGAGCAUCAGCGAAGUCGGUACCGGUCUGCUCUGCGUAGCGGCCUUUGGGCUGCUGAUUCCCAGCGCGUACUUCUCCGCGCUCAAAGGCGAGGCUAAACCAUCUGCAAGCAAACACGGAAAAUUCACAAACGAGGUGUUGCAGAACAACGUCCUGCGCAUCAGUCAGGUGACAUCCAUUCUGCUCAUUAUUGCGUUUGGCAUCUUCAUCUGGUAUAAUGCGCGCUCGCAGCAUUCCAUCUUCGACGAAGUGCUGGAAGCGGACGAGCAUCGCGAUCUCGACCGUCAUGUCGACCUUGCACGGCCCAAAUUCACUUUCACGGAAUGCGGCGUCGCGCUUGUAUUAUCGAUUGUACUUGUCACUUUCCUGGCUGUGCUGCUCGUGGAACGCGUCGAUGAAGUGGUCGAGUCCGGUGUUCCCGAUCAAUUCUUGGGCUUGAUUCUUCUACCACUAGUUGAGAAAGCGGCAGAACACUUGACAGCUGUGGAUGAGGCUUGGGAUGGUCAGAUUAAUUUUGCUCUAUUUCAUUGCAUAGGCCCAUCCAUCCAAACUGCCCUUUUCAACGCACCCCUCGUGGUACUCGUCGGCUGGGCACUCGACAAGCCCAUGGAUCUCAACUUCGAAAUCUUCAUGAUUGUUCUCCUCGUUUUGUCCAUCGUGGUAGUGGGCAACUUCCUGCGCGACGGCGAGUCAAACUACUUGGAGGGUGCCAUGCUUCUGAUCAUUUACAUGAUUAUUGCGGUUGCUUCGUGGUACUAUCCUAAUCCGGAUGUAGCCACGUCAAAUGGAUUGGAGAAUGGGGGAGGCAUUUAA
Periconia digitata is the source of this 1515-nucleotide messenger RNA. Lineage: Eukaryota; Fungi; Ascomycota; Dothideomycetes; Pleosporales; Periconiaceae. The record is from the annotation of a GenBank genome assembly.